Molecule: messenger RNA, 423 nt
Organism: Leptosomus discolor (cuckoo roller)
Lineage: Eukaryota; Metazoa; Chordata; Aves; Leptosomiformes; Leptosomidae
Source: RefSeq, a predicted model, not a curated record
GAGAUGCACGGCUCGGCUUGGCCCAAGACGGGCGCGACGCUGGCGCUGAUGUGGUUGAAAAGGGGCCUCAAGUUCAUGCUGGUGUUGCUGCAGAGCAUUUCCGACGGCGAGAGGGACGAGGAGCAUCCGAACCUCAUCCGGGUGAACGCCAUGAAGGCUUACGAGAUCGCGCUGAAGAAGUACCAUGGCUGGAUGCUGCAGAAGCUCUUCACGGUGAGCUGUUCCUGUCUCCACGGAGGAAAGCAGCUUUUCCUGAAGCCGUACAAAUCGGAUUUGCUGAAGGCGUUAGAGAAGGGGAAGGAUGUCAAAGAGGAGGAAAGCGUAGAGAAGAUCCAUCAGUUUCUCUCGAGGGUCACCCCCAUCCUGGAUGCGAUUUACGAGAUGUACACAAAGAUGAACGCCGAGCUGAGCUACAAAGCCUGA